This is a messenger RNA of Drosophila obscura, 14958 nucleotides long. RefSeq names its product dynein heavy chain 9, axonemal. Gene Ontology annotation, molecular function: ATP binding; dynein intermediate chain binding; minus-end-directed microtubule motor activity. The record is from RefSeq and is a predicted model, not a curated record. Gene Ontology annotation, biological process: microtubule-based movement. Gene Ontology annotation, cellular component: dynein complex. NCBI's taxonomy places the organism in Eukaryota, Metazoa, Arthropoda, Insecta, Diptera, Drosophilidae.
GCCUCCUGGCCAACGGCGGCACAAUGGGCGAGGAUGGGCUGCUGCUGCCGCCGCGUGCACAGCGAGACUACAGCGAUGCCCGCUUGGAGCGUGUGGCCGCCUACACAACGACCACAAUGCGCCUCAAACCGGAUAAAUGGACCAAAAUGAUGGCCAGCGAUGAGCUGCGGCGCACUGUCAUGGACUGGCUGCACGGACCCACACGCGUCCUGGUCAUGACGCUCAGUCCGGGCGGCGAUCUGGUGCCCAGGAGCUGCCUGAGUGACUUGUACCAUCAUUAUACGCUCCAUCAGAGCUCCUCCAUCGCCGCUGCAGCAUCCUCCUCCUCCGCCGCUUUGGGUACGCUGCAAGAUGAUGCCCUGGCCACGGCAGCGGCAGCGGCAGCUGUGUCUGUGUCUGCGGUGGUGGCCGCCGUCGCACCAGGCGCUCUCCUCAUGCCACUGCCGCCAGCCUGCUCCAGCUUCACCACGCUGGACGGUGUGCCACGCGGCAAGUGCGCCUACUUUAUACGCCGCAACAGUGCGGCCGAUGCACCGCUAACAGCGGCCAAUUUCCCAUCCCACGUGCUCUACGGCGACUUUCCGGUGCACAGCAAAAUCGAGACAAUGUCGCUGCUGUUCGAUGAGGUGGUGCAGCCGCUGCUGGAGAAGUCCCAGACCGAGUGGCCGCCGAUUGUGUGGAAGGAUCUGCAGGCGCGCAUAAAGGAUGUCCGCAACACACUCACCGAGAUUAAGGGGAAAACCAACAAUCGCACAAUUUUAUCGUUAUUAGUUUCGCCAACAAUCGUCGAGGAAGUGUUUGCCCACGUGAACCAAGGGGAUUUGCUGCCCGCCUUGGCACCAAAGUUUCGCAAUCUGCUGGAGGAGAUGUUCAUCAAUUGGACCACCCAAAUGCAUGACAUUGUCAUGGAGCGUUCCGAGUGCCAGGCCAUUGGCAUGGCCACCUCAAUCCCUGGCCCUGGCCCAGGCCCAGGCCCAGCCCAGGCGAAGCACAUCACUGUGGUGGCCAUGCCGGCGCAGGAGAUUGGCUUCUGGACCAACCGUAAGCUCAAUCUGCAGAACAUCUACGAGCAGCUGCGCGAGGCGACACACAAGACCCUCGCCCAGAUCCUGGAGCGCAUCGAGUCCGUCUACCAUCAGUCGUAUGCGAAGGCAUUUCGUCAGCUGGUCGCCGCUUGGGUGGAGGCCCGGGAUGUGUCGCUGUGGCUGCAGCCGCUGCUGCGGCAGACAUCCGCCUUUAAUUCGGUGCAGUUUAGCAAUGGCCACGAGCUGAUUGCCCCGCUCGUCCAUGUGCUGCACCUGGUGUGGAGCAAUGCCCGCUACUAUCGCAGCACCCAGCGCAUGAGUGUCCUGCUGCGUUGCAUCUGCAACAUGCUGGUGCAUCGCGCCGCCGAGGACCUGGAGUUUCCACUGCUUUUCCAGGGCGACGCUGACGAGGGCCUGCUGCGCAUCAAUCGCACCAGCGAGGUCUUGGAGUUUUUCAAGCAACGCAUGCUGCAGUACAAGGAGCGAUAUGGCAGCAGUCAAGUGCUAUUGCCAGCGCUUCCUGGUGCCGGCGGCAGCAGCAGGGGCGACUCGCCAACGCCCGAUGACUUGCAGCAGUUGUGGCGCUUCUGCAACGAGGAUGUGUUUGGCCAAACACUCGAUGGCUUCCUGGCCCAGUUGUCGGAGCUGCGGCAGGUGUUCGAGGCGGCGGUACAGUUCCAGCAACUGGAGAAGCUUGAAAUUGGCGGGCUGCGUGGCAAAAUGCUCACCCAGCGCAUCAGAGAGUUAUUCAACGAGUUCAAAGCGCUCUUCGAGCAGUGGAGCAACGUGGACAUCGAUCUCACAGCCAGCAAAUGGAGGUGCUUCAAGCGCGAACAGACUCGCUUCUUUGGCCGCAUGCAACGGCUGGAGCAGAAGCUGGCCACCGUGCUGCUGCAGGCCUUCGAGCAGUGCCACAGUUGGAUGCACCUGCUGAAGCUGUCGCUGAUGUUCGGCUGCCUGCUGCAGCGCUGUGCCGUGCAGCCGGAACUGGUGCGCAUUCUGCCGCACAUUCUGGCCAUCUACGACGCGGAGCUGCAGCAGCUGGAGGCGAGUGUGGGCGAGGUGCUGCUCGGCUAUGAGUUUCGCGGCCUCUCCGCCCUGCCCAUGCCCUUCAAUUUUCCGCCCAUUGCGGGUGCCAUGAUGUGGCUGGAGCAGCACAUCAACUGCUGCACGCAGCUGGGCGCCAAGGAGUUGACUCAGCUCAUACAGAAAUUGCUAUUGGAGAAAUCAGAGCUUCAGAGAAUGCCACUCAAAUGGGAGGCGCUGCUCUGCCGUCGCAACAUACUGACCACCAAGCUGAGCAAUCUGCAAAUGAAGAUCUGGACCACAUGGCAGCAGGGCAUCGACAAGCUCAUCCGCCAGGGACUCGAUGAAGCGGUCAUCGCCCAAUCGCAAGGCGACAGACAGCUGCAUCUGAACUUCUCGCUGGCAUUGUUCACCCUACUGAGGGAGACAAAGUAUUUGUUGGCUCUGCAGGCGACUGGCUGCCUGUCCGGCGAUCUCUUUCAGCUGCCGCAGGAGCUGCUCGCGCUGUACGCGCAGCGGGAUGCGUACUGGGAGCGACGCAUACGCCUCAUCAAGAUUGGUGAGUUCUACAAUGGCAUCCGGACGGGCGAGUGUGCCGCCGCCGAGCUGCAGCUGAUACGCAACGAACUGGCGGCCAUCGAUGAGCAGGUGGCCGUGGCCUGUGACCAGUUGACUUGGCGUUGCUAUGAUGAGCCGCUUAUAGCCGGCAUUUUUGAGCAGAGUCGCGACCUGUUUGCCCGUCUGCAGCAAUCGCAUGAGAAUCUGGAUGCCAUUCUGGCGAGCAUGCGGCGCUGGAGCCGUGAGCCGCUGCAUCAGCGUAGUCUGUACGGCAGAAAUCUGUUGGAUUUGCGGCACCAGCAGGAGCGUGUGCGUCUGCGGCUGCUGCAAUGCGAUGAGACCAAAAUGUUGCUCAAUCGCCUGCUGAUAGCAAACUUUUGUCUAUUCUUCAACUACGAAUCGCAGCAGUUUCAGCUCUACUCACGAGAUCUGAGUGUGCAGGAGUUUGUCAGGGAAUUCCCCGAGGAGCAGCGGCGACAGUACAGCAAAUAUUUGGCCAGCGUUGAUGAGUUGAUUGCCCGCGAAGUGCGACAGGCCACGAGAAUCAGUUUAGAGUAUUUGUACAAAGAAAUGACAGCAACAGCAACAGCAGCAGCAGCAGCGAAGACUCCACCGUUGUCUGCGUCUGCGGCGGAGCCAGGGGCCACUUCACCGCCUCCGUCUCCAACUGAGACUCCGACACUGGCAGGGUUAGUUCUACAGCAAAUCACAGUGCCACAAGCGACAGCAACCGCAACAACAGUCAACGAUUCUCCACUCUUCGAAGUGAAAUUGGAGCUGACGGAAACGGAAAUACACUUUUCGCCAGCCCUUGAUGCAAGUGUGGAAAAUAAUUUUCAACAAAUUGUCGAGCAGCUGUUGCUCGAUAUAAAACAGACAUGCGACUGCAUGCCAAGAAUUGUGCCUGACAAUGCGCUGUCAGAGGAUGAUGAUGAUGAUCCAAAGAGCCCUGGGGAGGACAAGCAUCAGACGGUGCAGUUCAACCUGCUGCAGGCAGCCAAGGCUUAUAGCCAAAAAAUGGAAUGCCAUGGCGAUGACUUGGAGCUGCUGGAAAGGGCCAUACGCGAUGCUCUGGAUGAUACGGUUCGAGCCGCAUUGACUUAUGCUGCCAAAUUCCACGCCUAUGCAUUCCUCUGGACCCAGCAGAGCGGCGAUGUGCUGGCUGCUUGCAUGCUGGCGGCCAAACAGCAGACACAGCAUGUCAGCGACGCUGGCGGCUUUGCCAUCAUGGAGACAUUCAAAAAAGAGAUCGAGCAGUACAACGAGGUGCACGAGGCGAUUGACCAGAUGGAGAAUCGGAAGUGCAUCAAUGGCUGGUUGGCCCUGGAUCUGAAGCCACUGAAGUUCGGUCUGCUGAAUCUGGCCUGCAAGUGGUCGCAUCUCUGCAAGCAAUGGCUGCUCCGCUAUGUCCAGGGCACCCUCAAGGAGCUGAAUGCGUUCAUUGCGCGCGGUCAUGAGACGCUGCAGUUGCAUAUUGCACGGCAGGACUUUAGGGCUCUGCUGCGUGUGCUGGCCAUCAUGGCGGAGAUACGGCAGCGCGAGCCCUACGCGGACAAUGUGUUCAAGCCACUGAAGGACAUCAUGGCCCUGCUCAAGACCUACAAUGUUGAGUAUGAGUCGCAGUUGCUGCGCAGCAUCGAACAGCUGCCGCUGCUGUGGCAACAGCUGAAGCAGUGCAGCACCGUCAAGCAGGAGGUGCUGCAGGACACGCGCUACCAUCAGCAGCAACGGGUCGCCUCGCUCAUAGGGCUGCACACAUGCCACGUGCAGCACUAUGCCAGGCAGUUCCAACGCAUGCCGUUCUUUCGAGUGCCCUGUCCGCAGGUGUACGAUGCCUGCGACGAGGUUUACGUGCGCCUGCAUCGCUUCGGCAGACAGCAGCGUCUGUACACGCGCUGGGCGCGACUCCUCGACAUUGCAUCACCCGACACGGCCACGCUGCAGCUAUGCCAAGUGGAGCUCAGGCGGGUGAAGCAAUUGUGGGACUUUGUUCGUGUCAUCGAGUCGUGCAUUGUUGAUUGGCAUGCGACACCGUGGCUGCUCAUCGACACGGAUGAUAUGGAGCACGAGUGCAAGAAAUUUACGCGCGAUUUGCGCACCCUCGACAAGUGCAUCCGCGACUGGGCGCCCUAUGUCUACAUUGUGGGCGUUCUCCGUGAGCUGGUGGCCUCCCUGCGAGCCAUUACCGAACUGCAGAAUCCAGCAAUUACCGAACGCCAUUGGCUGGAGCUGAUGCAGCUGACAAAGCUCUCGUACAAAUGCAACAAGGCGACGAGCCUGGCCCAGCUGCUUAAGCUGCAGCUGCAGCAUCACGAGGAGGACAUCAAGAACACCGUGGAUCGUGCCAUCAAGGAGCUGACCGUGACCAAGGUGCUCGACGAAAUCAAGGCCACGUGGGCGCAUCUCGAAUUCGAGCUGGAGCCACACCAAACACGUGCCAGCAUACGGCUGCUCAAGGUGUCCGAGGAGCUCAUCGAGACGCUGGACGACAACCAGAUGCAGCUGCAGAAUAUUUCCACCUCAAAGCACAUCGAGUAUCUGCUGGAAAAACUCGGCCACUGGCAGCGUGUGCUCAGUGGCAUCGACACUCUGAUUGUCAAUUGGCUGGAGGUGCAGCGCAAGUGGAUCUACCUCGAGUGCAUUUUCAUCGGCUCGGCGGACAUACGUGCCCAGCUGCCAGCAGAGGCGGCCAACUUUGAGCGCAUUGAUGCGGACUUCACGGCGCUGCUGGCGCGCGUCAGUCAAGUGCGUGUCGUCAUGCAGGUGGUGCUGCGGCACGAGGAUGUGCUGCCGCAGCUGCUGCAACUGCAGCAGCGUCUGGCCAUCUGCGAGAAGGCGCUGAACGAUUAUCUGGAGACGAAGCGGCUGGCCUUUCCACGCUUCUACUUCAUCUCGGCCGCCGACCUGCUGGACAUACUCUCCAACGGCAACAAUCCGCAGGUCAUCGAUCGCCAUCUCAUCAAGCUGUUCGACUCGAUUCUGAGGCUCCAGUACGAGACCAACACCACGAAUGCCGUCGGCAUGCACUCCAAGGAGAACGAUGAGUAUGUGCCCUUUGUGGCGGAGCAGGAUCAGCCCGCCUACAUUGUGUGCAGCGGCCGUGUGGAGCUCUGGCUGCGCGCCAUCAUCCAGCAAAUGCGAAGCACCCUGCACGAGCUCUUUCGCCGGGCCCUGCGCGCCUUUGGCGAGAAGCCGCGCGAACUCUGGCUCUACGAUUGGCCAGCCCAGGUGGCCCUCUGCUGCAGCCAGAUCAGCUGGACGGCGGACGUGAAUCGAUCGUUCGGCUGCAUGGAGGAGGGCUACGAGGGCGUCAUGAAGGAGCUCCACAAGCGCCAGAUGGCCCAACUAAAUGCGCUGAUUAAUCUGCUGCUCGGCGAACUGUCGCCGGGCGAUCGCCAGAAGAUCAUGACCAUCUGCACCAUUGAUGUGCACUCGCGGGAUGUCGUGGGCAAGAUCAUAUCCUCCAAGGUGGACAACUCGCUGGCCUUUCAGUGGCAGAGCCAGCUGCGCCAUCGCUGGGACGACGACCAGGCGGGCAGCUCCAGCGGCGGGGCAGGCACCGCCCACAGUGCGGGCGGUGGCGAUGAGGAUUGCUUUGCCAACAUUUGCGACGCAGAGUUCCGCUACGCCUACGAAUAUCUGGGCAACACAUCGCGACUGGUUAUCACACCGCUCACGGAUCGCUGCUACAUCACCCUGACACAGUCGCUGCGACUGCGACUGGCGGGUGCAACCGCUGGCCCUGCUGGCACCGGGAAAACGGAAACGACCAAGGACCUGGGACGGGCACUGGGCGUAAUGGUUUAUGUCUUCAACUGCUCGGAGCAAAUGGACUACAAAUCUUGUGGAAACAUUUACAAAGGGCUGGCCCAGACGGGGGCCUGGGGCUGCUUUGACGAGUUCAAUCGCAUCUGCGUGGAGGUGCUGUCCGUGGUGGCCGUUCAGGUGAAGACCAUACAGGAGGCGAUAAAGAUGCAUAAAACCCAAUUUAUCUUUAUGGGCGAGCGCAUUUCACUGGAGCCGUCGGUGGGAAUUUUUAUCACCAUGAAUCCGGGCUAUGCCGGCCGCACGGAGCUGCCGGAGAACCUGAAAACAUUGUUUCGCCCUUGCGCCAUGAUUGUGCCGGACUUUGCUUUGAUUUGUGAGAUUAUGUUAAUGGCGGAGGGCUUCCAGGAUGCCCGUCUGCUGGCACGCAAAUUUAUCACCCUCUACACGCUGUGCAAGGAGCUGCUGUCCAAGCAGGAUCACUACGAUUGGGGUCUGCGGGCCAUCAAAUCGGUGCUGGUCGUGGCCGGCACACUCAAGCGCGAUGACCACAGCCGGCCCGAGGAUCAGGUGCUGAUGCGGGCGCUGCGUGACUUCAACAUACCCAAGAUUGUGACGGAGGAUGUGCCCAUAUUUAUGGGCCUGAUUGGUGACCUCUUUCCCGCCCUGGACGUGCCCCGGAAGCGGGUCUUUGAGUUUGAGAAAACCAUACGGCGGGCGGUGAACGAAAUCAAGCUGCAGCCAGAGGAGGGCUUCCUCAUGAAGGUCGUUCAGCUGCAGGAGCUGCUGGAUGUGCGCCACUCGGUGUUCAUUGUGGGCAAUGCGGGCACCGGCAAGACCAAGAUAUGGCAGACCCUACGCGAGACCUAUCGCAUUCAGAAGCUGAAGCCCGUCUGCCAUGUGCUCAAUCCCAAGGCGCUGUCGAAUGACGAGCUCUUCGGGAUCGUAAAUCCCACGACGCGCGAGUGGAAGGAUGGCCUGUUCUCCUCCAUUAUGAGGGAGCAGGCCAAUAUGCCGCCAGGCAACCCCAAAUGGAUUGUGCUCGACGGCGACAUUGAUCCCAUGUGGAUCGAGAGUCUCAACACGCUGAUGGACGACAACAAGAUCCUGACUCUUGCGAGCAACGAACGGAUUUCGCUGAAGCGCGAGAUGCGGCUGCUGUUCGAGGUGGGACACCUCAAGGCAGCCACUCCUGCCACAGUCUCGCGUGCGGGCAUUUUGUACAUCAAUCCCCAGGAUCUGGGCUGGUCUCCCUAUGUAUCGUCCUGGCUGGAGACGCGCGUGGACAUGAUUGAGCGUGGCAUCCUGACGACACUGUUUGAGAAGUACUUCCCCUGCCUGAUGCAGCGGCAUCGUGACUUUCGUCGCAUUACACCCAUCACGGACAUGGCCAUGAUACAAAUGACCUGCCAUCUGCUGGAGUGCCUGCUGGACACCGAUGACAAGGGCCGAGGGGAUGGCAGUGGGGCCGCUGAAGCCGUCAAUCCGCACAGUCUGCACCAUGGCGAGAACUCGCACGAGUCCGUCGAGAUGGCCCUGGAGACGGUGUUUGUGUAUGCCACCGUAUGGAGCUUUGGCUCGGCCCUGCUGCAGGACAUCAUCAUCGACUGGCAUCGGGAGUUCCACAAGUGGUGGACGGGCGAAUUUAAGGACGUCAAGCUGCCCAAUCAGGGCACUGUGUUCGACUAUCAGUUGAAUGUGCGUACGCUGAAGUUUCAGGCAUGGUCCGAGCUGGCCGCCCACGACCAGCAGCAGCUGGAUGUUCAAAUCGAUGCCGAGAUGCCAUUGCAGAACGUGCUCAUUUCAACUGCAGAGACCACACGACUGGCCUACUUCCUCAAGCUGCUCAUCGACCGCAAUCUGGCCUGCAUGCUGGUCGGCAGCUCCGGCUGCGGCAAGGGCGCCAUCUUCCGUCAGCUCUUCAGCAAAUAUGCCAGUGACCAGGAGCUGCUUGAAAUCGCAGUGACUGCUGUCACAGACAGUCAUCAGCAGCAGCAGCAUCUGUCCAAUCCCCCAUUAGGUGGAGCAGCUUCCAUUGGAGGCAGUGUAGUACGCCGAACGACAUCCUCGUCGUCACCGCUGCUGACCACAGUGCAGGCGACGCACUUCAACUUCUACACCACAUCGGAGAUAUUCCAGAAAAUGCUCGACAGUCCGCUGGAGAAGAAGUCGGGCCGCUGCUAUGCGCCCAGUGGACCCAAGCGACGGCUUGUCUACUUUGUCAACGACCUGAACAUGCCGGAGGUGGAUGCCUACGGCACAGUGCAGCCGCACACGAUUAUGCGACAGUUCAUGGACUACAGGCAGUGGUACGAUCGCCAGCGGCUGCAGCUGAAGGACAUCCGACACUGCCAGUUUGCGGCCUGCAUGAAUCCGACGGCCGGCUCCUUCACCAUUGACCCGCGCCUGCAGCGCCAUUUCUGUGUGUUUUCGGUUUCGCCACCGCCCGAGGACCAGCUGCAGUACAUCUACGGCAGUAUUCUGAACGGGCACCUCGAGAAUCCGGCGCAGGGCUUCAGCAAGGAAAUACGCACGAUUGGCAGUCUUCUGGUGCGUGUGGGCAUCGCACUGCACCGACGCGUGGAGUACGCCUUCCUGCCGACGGCCGUCAAGUUCCAUUACCUUUUCAACUUGCGCGACCUCACGGGCAUCUAUCAGGGCCUCAUGAACAGUGUGGGCGCCCCGGCCUCGGCGGGCGGUGGUGGCGGGGCCACGGCGAACGUCUACGGCGGCACCGUCUGCAGCAGGCCCUCCGAGCUGAUCCGCCUCUAUGUGCAUGAGGCGUUUCGCGUGUACCACGAUCGGCUGGUCGAUCCGUAUGACAUCAAGUCGUUCAGGUCUUCGAUUCGCGACAUAUUCAAGAAGGACUUUGAGGACUUUGACGAGGAGUUUGUGUUCGCCGAGCCCCUGAUCUACAGCCACUUUGCCCAGUCGCUGGUGGACCAGAAGUACAUGCCGCUCAAGAGCUGGGACUCGCUCUACCAGCUGCUGCUGGAGGCCCAGGCCAGCUACAACGAGGUGGUGGGCUACAUGAAUCUAGUGCUCUUCGAGGAUGCCAUGAUACACGUGUGCCGCAUUAAUCGCAUACUGGAGAGUCCGCGGGGCAAUGCUCUGCUCAUCGGAGUGGGUGGCUCUGGUAAGCAGACGCUCGCUCGCCUCGCUGCCUUCAUCUCCUCGCUUAGUGUCUCGCAGAUUCAGAUUAAGCGCGGCUUUGGGCUGCUCGACAUGAGGGAGGAGAUCGCCAGUCUCUAUAUGAAGGUGGGCCUCAAGAAUCUGGCCUCCGUGUUCCUCAUCUCAGAUGCCCAGAUACCCGACGAGUCCAUACUGAUGCUCAUCAACGACUUGCUGGCCUCCGGCGAGAUACCGGAACUCUUCAACGACGACCAGCUGGAGACCAUCGUCAAUGGCAUUCGGAAUGAAGUGAAGCAGAGCGGCACGCUGGACACCAAGGACAACUGUUGGCGCUAUUUUGUGGAGAAGGUUCGCCGAUUGCUCAAAGUGGUGCUCUGCUUCUCGCCCGUGGGUCAGACGCUGCGUGUGCGGGCCCGCAAAUUUCCGGCCAUCAUCAGUCGGACGGCCAUCGACUGGUUCCACGAGUGGCCCAGAAGCGCUUUGGAGUCCGUUUCCCAGAAGUUUCUCAGCGAAAUCAGCAGCAUUUUGGAGCCAGCAUUGGUGCCGCCCAUCGGGUGCUUUAUGGCUUACGUCCAUGGCACCGUGAAUCAGAUAUCGAAAAUUUAUCUGCAAAAUGAAAAACGCUACAACUACACGACCCCAAAAACUUUUCUCGAAUACAUUUUCCUCUACCGCAAACUGUUGGUGAACAAAAACGGUGAAUUUGCGGAGCGCAUUGCACGGCUGCAGAGCGGCAUGGCCAAGCUGGCGGAGUGCGCCCGUCAGGUGGACACGCUGAAGCAUCAAUUGGCCAUCCAAGAGGUUCAGCUGGCGGGCAAAAAUGCGGCCGCCGACAAGCUGAUUGUCAUCGUGAGUGCCGAGAGCGAGAAGGUGAAGCGGGAGCGCUAUAUAGCCUCCGAGGAGGAGAGCCGUGUCCGCAUCAUCGAGGAGGAUGUCUCCAUCAAGACCAAGAUGUGCGAGGAGGAUCUGCGGCAGGCGGAGCCGGCGCUGGUGGCCGCCCAGGCAGCGCUCAAUACACUCAAUAAGAACAAUCUCACCGAGCUGAAGUCGUUCGGUUCGCCGCCCAAGGGCGUGAUCAAUGUGUGUGCCGCUGUGAUGGUGCUGCUGGCCACCAAUGGCAAAAUACCCCGAGAUCGCAGCUGGAAGGUGGCCAAGCUGAUGAUGGUGCGUGUCGAUCAGUUCCUCAACGAUCUGCUCAACUACAACAAGGACAACAUACACCAGAAUAUCAUUGAAACGCUGCAGGAGUAUCUCAAGGAUCCCGAAUUCAAUCCCGACAAAGUCGUGCAAAAGUCGGUGGCCGCUGCUGGCCUCUGUGCGUGGGUCAUCAAUCUGUAUCGCUAUCACCAGGUCUUCCUGAUAGUCGGCCCCAAGCAGCAGGCCCUGCAGGAUUCACACCAGGAGCUGCUGGAGGCCCGCGAGCGCCUGCAGUAUCUCAAGUCGAAGAUUAACAACCUGGAGGCGAAGCUGGCCGAAAUACAGGCCGAGUUCGAGCACGCGGUGGCCGAGAAGCAAAAGUGCCAGCGGGAGGCGGACAAGACCUCAUUCACCAUUGAUCUGGCCCAUCGUCUGGUCAAUGGACUGGCCAACGAGAAUGUCCGCUGGCGUGAGUCUGUCCAGAGCUUACAAGCCAAGAUUGGAACCCUGCCUGGAGAUAUACUACUAAUUUCCUCGUUCCUGUCGUACGUGGGCUGCUUCACGCGCCGCUACCGCGAGGAGCUGCAGCACAAGAUGUGGCUGCCGAACUUUCGCAAAAUCGAUCCGCACAUACCCCACACCGAGGGCGUCGACCCUUUGGCCCUGUUCUCGGACGAUGCCCAGAUAGCCACCUGGAACAAUGAGGGUCUGCCCAUGGAUCGCAUGUCCACGGAGAAUGCCACCAUCUUGCAGUACACGACGCGUUGGCCGCUGAUGAUUGAUCCGCAGCUGCAGGGCAUCAAGUGGAUCAAGAAUCGCUUUGACACAUCGUUGGUUGUGCUGCGACUGCGGCAGCGUGGCUUCCUGGAGGCCCUCGAGAAGUGCAUCUCGCAGGGCGACACUGUGCUCAUCGAGCAAAUCGAGGAGUCGCUGGACACGGUGCUGGAGCCGCUGCUCAGUCGGGCGCUGAUCAAGAAGGGUCGAUAUCUGCGCAUUGGCGACAAGGAAAUCGAGUUUAAUGCCAAUUUCCGGCUCAUACUGCACACGAAGAUGGCCAAUCCGCACUACAAGCCGGAAAUGCAGGCACAGACGACACUGAUUAACUUUACGGUGACGCCGGACGGGCUCGAGGAGCAGCUGCUGGCGGAAGUGGUCAAGAUUGAGCGGCCGGACUUGGAGCAAAUGAAAACGGAGGUGACCGUGCAGCAGAACAAGUUUAAAAUCUCGCUGAAAGCCCUCGAGGAUGAGCUGCUGGCGCGACUGGCCUCUGCCGGCGAGAAUGUGCUCGAUGACCAUGCCCUGGUGCUCAAUCUGGAGAACACCAAGCGCACCGUGGACGAGAUCGAGGCGAAGGUGCGGGAGGCACGCCUCACCACGCUGCAGAUCGACGAGACGCGCAACAUCUAUCGGUCGGCGGCGAAGCGGGCGGCCAUCCUGUACUUUGUGCUCACCGAUCUCAAUCGCAUCAAUCCCAUCUACAAGUUCUCGCUGAAAUCGUUCAUGCACGUCUUCCGGCAGGCCAUUGCCCUGGCGCCCGACUCCAAGAGCUACGAGAAGCGAGUGCUGCACCUGGUGGACUCGAUCACCCUGCAGACCUACCGCUACACGCUGCGCGGCCUCUUCGAGGCGGACAAGCUGACCUUCACCUCGCACAUGACGCUGCGCAUCCUGAUUGCCGCCGAUCAGGUUUCCAAGGACGAGACGGACUUCCUGCUGCGCUAUCCCCACGAUCCGAGCACAUUGUCGCCGCUGGAUUUUGUCGGCCGCAGCGCCUGGGGCGGCAUCAAGUCGCUGACCCUCGUCGAGCACUUCUACGGCAUCGACAAGGACAUGGAGAACUACACGAAGCGCUGGCGCAAAUUCAUGGGCAGCGAUGCCCCCGAGCGCGAGCAGUUCCCCGGCGAGUGGAAGCACCGCACGCCGCUGCAGAAGCUGUGCAUCGUCCGGGCCCUGCGGCCCGAUCGCAUGACCUAUGCCAUGUGCCAGUUCGUGGAGCAGACCAUGGGACGAUCGUAUGCGGAGGUGCAGACGCCGCCGUUCAAUGACAUCUUCAAGGACCUGAAUGCGGCGACGCCGGCCUUCUUUAUACUCUCGCCCGGUGUCGAUCCCAUCCGGGAUGUGGAGCGCUUCGGCCAGAAGCAGGGCUACCACGCGGACACCGACACGCUGGUGAACAUAUCGCUGGGCCAGGGCCAGGAACUGCUGGCCGAACAGGCCAUACACCACGCCCUCGCCUCGGGUCAGCAGUGGGUCAUACUGCAGAACAUUCAUCUGGUGGUCAACUGGCUGCCCACGCUGGAGAAGCUCAUCGAGCGCAUUGUCCUGCAGUCGGAGACCCAGGGGGAGUCCAGCUUCCGGCUCUUCAUCAGCGCCGAGCCAGCGCCCGAUCCGCAGUAUCACAUCAUACCGCAGGGAAUCCUGGAAUCGUCGCUGAAGGUGGUCAAUGAGCCGCCAGCUGGCAUGGCCGCCAAUCUGCACAAGGCCUGGGAUAACUUCUCGCAGGACGCACUCGAGACGUGCACCCAGGAGGCCGAGUUCAAGUCGAUUCUGUUCGCGCUCUGCUACUUUCAUGCGGUGGCCGGCGAGCGGCGAAAGUUCGGCCCCCAGGGCUGGAACAAGGUCUAUCCGUUCAACAUCGGGGACCUCAUGAUCUCGUCGAAUGUGCUGCACAACUAUCUGGAGGGCAGCAAUCGCAUACCGUGGGAGGAUCUGCGCUAUCUCUUCGGCGAGAUCAUGUAUGGGGGCCACAUCACGGACGACUGGGACCGAAGGCUGUGCCGCACCUAUCUGGAGGAGCUGCUGCAGCAGGACCUCAUCGAUGGCGACUUUGAGCUGUGUCCGGGCUUCCCGGCACCGCCCAAUCUCGACUUCGAGGGCUAUCACUCGUACAUCAAUGAAAUGCUGCCGGCCGAGUCACCGCUGCUGUACGGACUGCAUCCGAAUGCGGAGAUUGGCUUCCUGACCACCGCCUCGGAGCAGCUGCUGCGCACCAUCUUCGAGCUGCAGCCCCGCGAAUCGGAGCUCAGCUCCCACUGUGGUGCGCCCCGCGAGGAGCUCGUCAAGAUCAUGAUCGAUGAUUUUCUGGACAAGUUGCAGGACGAGUUCAAUCUCCAAGCGCUGCUGAAUCGCGUGGAGCGCAAGACGCCCUUCGUGGUCGUGGCCCUGCAGGAGUGCGAGCGCAUGAAUGCCCUCAUUCGCGAGAUCAAGCGAUCCCUACGCGAACUGAUGCUGGGCCUCAAGGGCGAGCUGACCAUCACCCAGGAAAUGGAGCGGCUCGACUAUGCCAUCUUCUAUGACCAUGUGCCGGGGGCAUGGGCCCAGCUGGCGUAUCCCAGCAUGCUGGGCCUGCAGGGCUGGUUCGCCGAUCUGCUGCAUCGCAUCAAGGAGCUGGCCGGCUGGCUGAAUGACUUUAAGCUGCCCUGCGCCAUCUGGCUGGGCGGAUUGUUCAAUCCCCAGAGCUUCCUCACCGCCAUCAUGCAGGAGAGUUCCCGCAAGCAUGAUCUGCCACUGGACCGCAUGCUCAUCAGCUGCGACGUCACCAAGAAGCAAAAGGAUGAUGUCACUCUGCCGCCAAUGGAGGGUGCCUUUGUCCAUGACCUGUAUAUGGAUGGGGCCAGCUGGGACUGUCAGCUCAACUCGAUUGUGGCCCUGCGCCCCAAGGAGAUGCUCUGCGCCAUGCCAGUCAUCUACAUCAAGUCCAUUGUCCAGGAGAAGCAAGAGCUGCAGCGUGUCUACGAGUGUCCACUGUACAAGACCAGGUCGCGUGGCAACACUUAUGUCUGGACGUUCAACCUAAAGACGCGCGAGCGUCCAUCGAAAUGGAUCUUGGGUGGAGUGGCGCUCCUAUUGCAGCCAUAAAAGGGGGCGCCGCUCCACUCAGGGGCCUGGACUAUGCGUAUCUACGCGUAACAUUAUUGCCGCCCAUCGACCAGCCAAAGUUCAGGCACCAGACGCAAACCACUCGAAAUGACGAAUCAAUUAGUAGAUAAUUAUUUAUAACUUUUAGCGUCUAACCACGGGUUGCGUCGCUUCGCAUCGCUUCGCGUCUCGUCUCGUCUCGCGCAACGCACGUGAAGUUCGCGUAAAUAUGACGAAACCGCAAAUGUAUCUUAUCUGAAUGUUAGUGGCAGCGAUUUAUCUGGAAAUAGUUGCAUGUUGCUAGGUUCCACCUCGAGCUACCCAUUUGGCAACUUGAUUUUAUUAUGCAAAGUUCUUGGAAAGUUAUAUAUACAUUUAUGAAAUUAAUUUAGUCAUUCGACUAAGGCAAAUGAAUAAAGUGCCGCGUAGGGUUUUUAUAGUUCAACUGGGGAAACUA